AAAAAAAAAAGUCGCAAGAUAAGACGGCCGAACCGAGACGACGCGGGUGGGUUUAGCCUUAGCCACAGUCAAACAUCUUCUUCUGAGUCACACUGACGUUGUCCUGAAGAAAACCAUCUUCUGCUAAUUCUCUUCUGGGGAAGAUGACGACCAUGGAGAGCUUGAUUGGCUUGGUCAACAGAAUUCAGAGGGCUUGUACCGUGCUCGGCGACUAUGGCGGUGGUGACAACAGUUUCUCUUCUCUCUGGGAAGCUCUCCCCUCUGUCGCCGUCGUCGGUGGCCAGAGUUCUGGGAAAUCUUCGGUUCUCGAGAGCAUAGUUGGAAGAGACUUUCUUCCUAGAGGAUCCGGUAUCGUUACGAGACGGCCUUUGGUGUUGCAGCUUCAUAAGACGGAGGAUGGAACAGAGGAGUAUGCUGAAUUCCUUCACCUCCCCGAUAGGAAAUUCACCGACUUCUCAUUGGUUCGAAAGGAGAUUCAGGACGAAACUGACAGAGUCACUGGCAAGACCAAGCAGAUAUCUCCAGUUCCCAUUCACCUCAGCAUCUACUCUCCAAACGUUGUGAAUUUGACCCUCAUUGAUUUACCCGGUUUAACUAAGGUUGCCGUUGAGGGACAGCCGGAAAGUAUUGUUCAGGACAUUGAAGCAAUGGUUCGCUCAUACGUUGAGAAGCCCAACAGUAUAAUACUAGCCAUAUCUCCUGCCAACCAAGACAUCGCCACUUCAGAUGCGAUCAAGCUUGCAAAAGAAGUGGAUUCAACAGGUGAGAGAACAUUUGGUGUUCUGACCAAGUUGGACUUGAUGGACAAGGGAACUAAUGCAUUGGAUGUUCUGGAAGGAAGAGCAUACAGGCUGCAACAUCCAUGGGUCGGGAUAGUGAACCGGUCACAAGCAGAUAUCAAUAAGAAUGUAGAUAUGAUGGUUGCAAGACGGAAGGAACGGGAAUAUUUCGAGACCAGUCCUGACUACGGUCACUUAGCCAACAAAAUGGGUUCAGAAUAUCUGGCAAAGCUGCUCUCCAAGCACUUGGAGACUGUUAUUAGGGCCCGUAUUCCGAGUAUCCUUUCCUUGAUAAACAAAACCAUCGAGGAACUCGAAAGAGAGUUGGACCAUUUGGGUCGGCCUAUCGCCGUUGAUGCUGGGGCGCAAUUAUACACAAUCUUGGAGAUGUGUCGUGCAUUUGAUAAGAUCUUCAAGGAGCAUUUGGAUGGAGGGCGACCUGGAGGUGACCGAAUAUAUGGUGUCUUUGACAACCAGCUUCCUGCUGCUCUGAGGAAACUCCCUUUCGACCGCCAUCUAUCUUUGCAAAAUGUGAAGAGAAUUGUGUCCGAAGCAGAUGGUUACCAGCCUCACUUGAUUGCACCCGAGCAAGGUUAUCGUCGUCUUAUCGAAGGCUCGUUGAACUAUUUCAGAGGUCCAGCCGAAGCUUCUGUUGAUGCUGUUCAUUUUGUCCUGAAAGAGCUUGUGAGGAAGUCGAUCUCAGAAACCGAGGAGCUGAAGCGGUUCCCGCCUCUACAAACCGAGAUAGCUGCAGCAGCAAACACUGCAUUGGAGAAGUUCCGGGACGAAAGCAAGAAGACAGUUGUCCGGCUCGUUGACAUGGAAGCUUCAUAUCUGACUGUCGAGUUCUUCCGGAAACUUCCGCAGGAAAUGGAAAAACCGGGUGGGCCCGGAGGAAACCCUCCUCCCCCUCCGGCCGCCGCCACUUCACCCACCGCCGACCGGUACGGCGAGAGCCAUUUCAGAAGGAUAGCCUCGAAUGUAUCGGCCUACAUCAACAUGGUUUCAGACACGCUUCGUAAGACUAUCCCAAAGGCAGUGGUCUACUGUCAGGUCCGAGAGGCCAAACACUCGUUACUGAACUUCUUCUACUCACAGAUUGGAAAGAGAGAGGGGAAGCAGUUAGGACAGCUACUGGAUGAAGAUCCUGCCUUGAUGGAGAGGAGACUUCAAUGUGCUAAAAGGCUUGAACUUUACAAGAAAGCUCGGGACGAGAUUGAUGCUGUGGCUUGGGCCAGAUGACAAAAUUCGAUGCGAGUGUUGUGGUGAUGAUACUGUGAUUACUGUUUGGUGGUUAGGAUAAGAUUAUCACUGUUCAUGAUAACGUGUUUGUAUUUAUUCAAGACAUUGUGAGACAGUGUCAUGGGGGGAUGAAUCUUGACCUUCUGAAUUCUGAUUGGAUUUCUGUAUUUGAUCUUCAAUGUCUGCUUCUCAUGGCCCUUUAA
Tarenaya hassleriana is the source of this 2224-nucleotide messenger RNA. Its product is annotated as dynamin-related protein 1E. The transcript has 16 exons. Gene Ontology annotation, molecular function: GTP binding; GTPase activity; microtubule binding. Gene Ontology annotation, cellular component: cytoplasm; membrane; microtubule. The record is from RefSeq and is a predicted model, not a curated record. Bases 144 to 2021 code for a protein of 625 amino acids. NCBI's taxonomy places the organism in Eukaryota, Viridiplantae, Streptophyta, Magnoliopsida, Brassicales, Cleomaceae.